Messenger RNA from Cydia strobilella, 2937 nucleotides. RefSeq names its product proton-coupled zinc antiporter SLC30A2-like. The record is from RefSeq and is a predicted model, not a curated record. Gene Ontology annotation, cellular component: plasma membrane. The transcript has 11 exons. Gene Ontology annotation, molecular function: zinc ion transmembrane transporter activity. The coding region runs from base 190 to 1476 and encodes 428 amino acids. Gene Ontology annotation, biological process: response to zinc ion; zinc ion transmembrane transport. NCBI's taxonomy places the organism in Eukaryota, Metazoa, Arthropoda, Insecta, Lepidoptera, Tortricidae.
UAAACGUUUGCGAUUUUAUCACGACGCAGUGUCUCGUGUUUCUUCUUAAUCAUAAAUGUAAUGAAUUGAACAAAGUGAUCAAACAUACUAAUUAAAUUCUACCAAAUAAGACCGUAUUCUAGUCCUCUAGCGUAUAAUCGUGUAGUGAUGGUGUGAAUAGCAUUUUUUGCAAGAAGUGACGGCGCCAGAAUGUCUGACGAGCCUGAAACUAGGAUGUGGGACGAGGGCAGCUCCAGAUACGACCCGGGAGACCAUGGAGUGUAUUUCGAAUCGGCCUUUGCUUCUUCUGAGCACUUGGACAGAGCGCCUUUGCUCUCUGAGGAGACAUACACAGAUAUCCCGGUGGGGCGGAGCCCUACUGCCACCCACUGCCAUUGGACCUCGCACUCGGAGCCACGGAGCGCCGUUCGACAACUACUACUAGCUCUUGUACUAUGUGGACUGUUCAUGAUAGCAGAAGUGAUCGGCGGCUUCCUAGCGGGCAGCCUCUCCGUAAUGUGCGACGCGGCCCACAUGCUGAGCGACUGCGGGGGCUUCGCUCUCGCUCUGCUCGCCUUCCACUGCGCUAAGCGGCAACCGGACUUAACCAUGUCUUAUGGCUAUAAGCGAGCCGAGGUCCUCGGCGCAAUGGUGUCCGUCCUCCUAAUCUGGAUCCUAACCGGCAUUUUCGUGUAUGUGGCCGCCAUCCGAAUACAUUCGCGCGACUUCGAUAUCGAGCCGGACGCCAUGAUGGUCGUGUCUGGCUGUGGGGUCAUCUUUAAUAUCAUACUCGCUGUUGUGCUUCAUGGAUGCUCCGGUAUUGCGCACCACCACACGCACGGCGGCGCGGCCUGCACACACGGGCACACGCACGCACACACGCCGCGCUCACGUUUCGGCGUGUUUCGUCGCAACAAGCAGAAUGGCGCCAUAGUCAAUGGAGACUACUCCGUUAAUGGGGAUUAUUCUAUGAAGGAGUUAGGAGAGACGCGGGUGGAAGGAGGCGGCGACAGGAACAUAAAUUUGCGAGCAGCCCUCAUCCACGUGCUCGGCGACUUGAUCCAGAGUUGCGGAGUCCUCUUAGCUUCGGUGCUCAUCAAGUUUUAUCCAGAAGCGAAGAUAGUGGACCCGAUCUGCACGUUCGUGUUCUCAGUCCUCGUGCUGCUGACGUCGGCGCGCGUCGUGCGCGACGCACUAGCGAUGCUCAUGCAGGCUGUACCCAGGGACUUCCGCUACCGCGAGUUCGUGCAGGCCCUGUCGGGCGUCAGCGGCGUGCGGCAUGUGCACUCGGUGCACGCGUGGGCGCUCUCCACGCACCAUGUCGUCGUGUCGGCACACGUCGCUAUAGACGAACUGACUGACUCCGAAGCGGUGCUGCACGCGUGUCAACAAAUGGCCCAGGAGUACAACGCCAGGGCCGGGACGUUCCAGGUGGAGCGUUACUCGAGCGCGAUGCCGGUGUGCGGCGACUGCAGGCAGCCCGGACACGUGCCAUGACAUCUAACUACGCUCACACACUAGCCGAGUCAGGAAUCAACGGACAGCUCAAGUACUGAAACACCUGAAGUAUAAAAACAGCAACAUAGGAUAAGUAUUUAAAUUUAGUUAAAUUUUGCCAAUAGUAUGGACAAUUAGCAAAUUCGCAAAAAUGGCGCUGGCGUCGCAUAAUAUUUAUAUUUAAUUGACAUGAAAAUUACAUAAACGAGAAGAAAGUGUUAUAAUAAUUACGUAGCUAUAAGUAUUGUUAUGAUUUGAGUUAUUUUUGUAUGUUAAAGUGUUUCAUAGGAUGUUUAAAUUAGUUAUCAAAUUUGCUGGUAGAUGGCGUUAUGAUGCAAGAUAGAUCGCGCUGUUAAGAUUUUUCCUGAGUUGAUGGGGUCGCCGCCAUACUGAUUUAUCGUUACUCUGGUUUCCCUUCAAAACGUAUAAAUCUUUCGCCUUUUACUAAAGAUUUCCGUGGAGGGGAACACUCAAAUGAGUCUUACCUUAUUUUUUGAUGCCUUGCUUUUAGCAGGGCUUGUAAACUUGAAAGUUCGACCGGUGUAUAGUCGGGAAACUAUUAGCUUAGCAGUCCUGCAGAUAAAAAUAAAAAUGUAUGCAGGGAUGUCAGGCUAAUAGCUUUGCUGACUGUACGUACUGGCUGCGUAGCCAACAUGCCAAUAGUUAACGCUCCGUAGCGAACGAAAAGCAACUGUCACUGUCACACUAAUAUGAAAGAGUAAUAAGAGAUGACUACGCUACGCCACGGAGCGUUAACGAUUGACACGUUGGCUAAGCACCAUGAACUCGUGUGAACCGUCACUUGUUGUCACACUUCGCGCACGUGCACGAAUAGGGAAUAUUGCGCAAAACUGCGUAGAGAGCGCCACUAGCACAUACCGAGGGCCUACUAAAAAUCACAAUUUCGUUAUCCGCCCCUUUUGCAUAUUGUGAUAUAGUGAAAAGUUAUCAAAAAAACUGUUUAACGGCAGUAUGUAUAAGUUACCCUAUAGUUUAGGAUUUGUGCUAGUGCUGCACUCUGGCGGCAGAUUAUUGCAGUAAUACCCCCUACUUACAAUAUUAUUAAGGCUGAGAAAGCGGGAUGGGACUCUUCUUAUUUCGUGUGCGAAUUAUUAGUGUCUAAUCUUGAAAUAGUGAAUCAAUACAUAAAUCCUCUCACACAUUUUUUGAAGUAAAACUUCUUUAGGCGCGACUAGAGGGUAACUCAGAUUUUUUUUCUGACGGAAGUAACGCUCAGUAGUGACACACGCACAAUAGGUCAAAGUGCCAACAUAGCGAUAAACGUCAAAGAAGUUUUACUUCAAUCGCGCGUAAAGAUUACACGCACACACUAUUUUUAUUUUAUCCUUGAAAUUAGGUCUAUUAACAUUUUAACAUCACAAUUACUUAAGCAUAAUAAUUUGAUCUCAAAUUAGUAACUAAUCUAUCACAGAUGGCGGUGGCUCUAAUCCUAGUUUCCUA